AUGACUCUAAAGACAAACAAAGCAGUUAUUCUUGUCUCUUCCAUGCAUCAUAGCCCCGCGGAGGAUUUGAAUUCUCAGAAAUCAGAAAUACUAUCAUACUGCAACACCACUAAAGGAGGUGUUGAUGAACCGGACAAAAAUUGCUCCAUAUACUCCCGCAGUCGAAGAACUUGGCAUUGGCCAAUGUGUUUGUUCUACUGUUUAUUGGACAUCAGCAUAGCAAAUGCAUAUGUUCUUCAGAAGAGUGGAUCAUAUGAAGCGCCUGUUGAGAGAGGUAUCUUCCUGAAAGAGCUGGCCUGUAGUCUUGUGCUGAAACAUAUGCAAAAGUGA
Messenger RNA from Schistocerca piceifrons (Central American locust), 330 nucleotides. RefSeq lists its product as uncharacterized. The transcript has a single exon. NCBI's taxonomy places the organism in Eukaryota, Metazoa, Arthropoda, Insecta, Orthoptera, Acrididae. The record is from RefSeq and is a predicted model, not a curated record. Bases 1 to 330 code for a protein of 109 amino acids.